Ipomoea triloba (trilobed morning glory) is the source of this 2161-nucleotide messenger RNA. Its product is annotated as ubiquitin domain-containing protein DSK2b-like. The coding region runs from base 157 to 1824 and encodes 555 amino acids. NCBI's taxonomy places the organism in Eukaryota, Viridiplantae, Streptophyta, Magnoliopsida, Solanales, Convolvulaceae. Gene Ontology annotation, cellular component: cytosol. The record is from RefSeq and is a predicted model, not a curated record. Gene Ontology annotation, biological process: ubiquitin-dependent protein catabolic process. Gene Ontology annotation, molecular function: polyubiquitin modification-dependent protein binding. The transcript has 8 exons.
UUGUGUCUCUCUAUUCUUCACCUGAGAGAACUAGGGCAUCGAUUGUGUUCUUCUUCUUCUAGAUUGAUCGGCAGCUCGAAGUCGCAUCCUUGUGUUUCGAUUGCCGUCCGGUGGAAUUGGGAUUGUUGCGGGGAAUCUCCAGUUGAGCAGUUGAGUAUGGGGGGCGGCGAUGCUAAUGUUGCGGGGAACAACGACGGGGACAAUUCGAAGAACAACGAGAAUAGCGCGGCCGCCGCCUGCGGGUCUGAUGGCGAAGCUGUGAAUAUCAACAUCCGCUGCUCCAACGGCUCCAAAUUCUCAGUGCAGGCCACCCUCGAUUCUUCCGUCGGAUCCUUCAAGUCCCUCCUCGCUCAGCACUGCGACAUCCCCUCUGAGCAGCAGCGUUUGAUCUACAAGGGUCGGAUCUUAAAGGAUGAGCAAACCCUAGACAGCUACGGUUUGAAGGCAGAUCACACUGUUCAUUUGGUUCGUGGCUUUGCUCCAGCUACCUCUACAAAUAAUGCAGGCGCAACUUCUCCUGGAGCUCCAAAUACUAACCAAAAUGCGUCAAGGGAUGCUGCUCCAAAUGUUGGUGGAGCAUUUGGAGGAUCAGGCCCUGGAGCUUCAUUAUUUCCUGGGCUUAAUUUGAAUGGACUUGGAAGUGGUGGUGGUGGUGGAUUAUUUGGAGCUGGACUUCCGGAUUUUGAACAAGUACAGCAACAGUUGAAUCAAAACCCCAACAUGAUGAGGGAUAUCUUGAACAUGCCUCUUGUUCAGAAUCUAAUGAAUAACCCAGAAGUUAUCCGCAACUUGAUCAUGAACAAUCCUCAGAUGCGGGAGAUCAUGGAUCGUAAUCCAGAGCUUGCUCACAUACUAAAUGAUCCUGCCACUCUACGGCAAACCAUGGAGGCUGCACGAAACCCUGAGCUCAUGCGUGAGAUGAUGCGUAAUACUGACAGGGCAAUGAGCAAUAUUGAAUCUUCCCCAGAGGGAUUUAACAUGCUCAGGCGCAUGUAUGAAACUGUCCAAGAGCCAUUCCUGAAUGCAACUACCAUGGCUGGGGAUGCGAGAAGUGAUGUGGGGUCAAACCCUUUUGCUGCGCUUCUGGGAGUCCAGGGUGGUGGGCAAGGUAAUCCUCCAAGAGCUGGUUCUGAAGCCACUACCAAUCCUCCUGCUCCUAAUACUAAUCCGCUUCCUAAUCCUUGGGCCUCUGCUAGCGCUGGAGCUGAACAGACUAAUACCACCGCUAGGUCAACCCCUGCUGCUGGGGAAGCUAGGGUAGCUCCACUUGGUGGCUUAGGUGGACUUGGUUUACCAGACCUUCUGGGUGGUAUGCCAGAUCCCAAUGCAGUAAAUCAGUUGAUGCAGAAUCCUGCUAUCUCACAGAUGAUGCAGUCUAUGCUCUCCAACCCUCAGUACAUGAACCAGAUUCUUGGCCUCAACCCACAACUGCGAAGCAUGCUUGACUCCAAUUCCCAACUGAGAGAGAUGAUGCAAAACCCUGAAUUCAUUCGUCAAUUAACUUCCCCUGAGACAAUGCAGCAACUGUUAACAUUUCAGCAAUCACUUAUGUCCCAAUUGGGUCGACAGCAGACAAAUCAAGAAACUGGCCCAAACUGUGGAAGGCCAGAUAUGCUGAUGAAUAUGUUUGGUGGACUCGGGACAGGUGGCUUGGGUGUACCCAACAGACCUAAUGUUCCACCCGAGGAACUGUAUGCCUCUCAGCUGGCACAACUACAAGAAAUGGGGUUCUUUGAUACUCAAGAAAACAUAAGGGCUCUGAUAGCUACUGCAGGGAAUGUUCAUGCUGCAGUGGAGCGUCUUCUAGGAAACCCCGGUCAAUAGGCUCGGCUGUGUUGGUAUAUUCUGUUCAGUGCGACAAUAUAUACCUUGUGUUGGGGAUUGGACACAACGCAUAUGAAAUCUUAGUUUAAAAAUAAAAAAAAUUUAAAAAAUAGUGAUUUUUGGAACCCUUGAGCCCCGUCGUCGUCCCCUAUUCCCAUUUCUAUAGACCUCAAGUAAAAUUAUGGUGGAACCAAAGUUCUUGAAUUCCUUGUACAUGAUGAUGUUAAGUUUUUCUUCCUUCACCUAUUUGUUCUUGUGCGACUUUCCGAACAUGAAAGUUCAUUCUGAAUAUUAAUGCUUCUUACUAUCUCAUAUUUAUGAAUUUCACCUUAUUUAA